CGCCAACUCGCUAGCGAGACACCCACUCGCGCGCCGCACCGCACCAACACGACACGCGAGUAACUCGGUACCACGCGCCAGUAAGCCAAAGUGACACGGACACCCGCACCGCCCUUUCUCUCACGCGCUCGAACCGUGUUCCAAGACGUGAAUAAGAUUGCUAAGCUAAACCGGACUGCUCGUGCUAUCUCUAGGAGCUGCAUCGACUCUAUCACAAAGGCCGCCGAGGGCUGGCCUGCCACUCGCCAGGGACCCGCCGACGAGCCGCGGGGAAUUCCUACCGAAGACCGAGCAACCUACAAACACGUAGGCAAAAGGAGAAAACGGCAUGACAGCAACGCACGGAGGCGGCGGUGAAGAUCACCGGCCGGAUAAGGAUUCAGUAUACACUAUCAAGACAGGCUUCAAGAACGACGGAUACCAGCACGAGAAGGAUUCGAACGACGACAUCGUCAAACCGCCGCCUCUGCCCACGGAGGACGAUUCAUACGCUUCAGGGAAAGUGAAGUUAUCCAGAAACGAGAAAUGGAGAAUACUGAAGAACGUCGCGGCCGUCAGCUGCGCGUUCAUGGUCCAGUUCACCGCCUUCCAGGGAACUGCUAACCUCCAGUCCUCGAUUAACGCCGCAGAUGGCCUCGGCACGGUCUCUCUUAGUUCCAUUUACGCUGCGCUCGUAGUAUCAUGUAUUUUUGUCCCUACGUUCCUUAUCAAGAGGCUAACGGUCAAAUGGACCUUGUGUCUCUCCAUGAUGUGCUACGCGCCAUACAUUGCCGCCCAGUUCUACCCGAAGUUCUACACGCUGGUGCCGGCUGGAGUCGUCGUCGGCUUGGGGGCAGCUCCCAUGUGGACAUCCAAAGCCACGUACUUGACUCAAGCGGGAAGUGUCUACGCCAAACUGACUGAUCAAGCCGUAGACGGCAUUAUUGUACGAUUCUUUGGCUUCUUCUUCCUCGCGUGGCAGACUGCUGAACUAUGGGGAAAUCUCAUCUCCAGCUUAGUAUUCUCUUCGGGAGUGCACAGCGGAGCCACAGCCAAGGAGAAUGUCAGCAGCGCAGUUCUCGCUUGUGGGGCAGACUUCUGCGUGAUCGGAAGUGGUCACCAUGACAACAGGAAUCUGCACCGGCCGCCAGAAAGCGAGAUAUAUGAGAUCAGUGCCAUAUACCUUGCUUGUGUCGUCGUCGCCGUGUUGAUGGUUGCUUUUCUGGUUGAUCCUCUUUCAAGGUAUGGUGAGAAGCAGAGAACAUCGGAGUCGAACAAGUUGACAGGCAUCCAACUCCUGUCUGCUACGGCUUACCAACUGAAGAAACCGAAUCAGCAGUUGCUCAUCCCGAUCACACUGUGGAUUGGAAUGGAGCAAGCGUUUAUUGGCGCUGACUAUACGCAAGCCUACGUUUCGUGCGCCCUCGGCAUCCGUUCCAUAGGCUACGUGAUGAUCUGCUUUGGCGUAGUGAAUGCGCUCUGCUCUCUUCUCUUCGGAUCAGCCAUGAAGUACAUCGGACGGUUCCCGAUAUUAGUGAUGGGGGCGGCCCUGCACCUUGGUCUCAUAGUUUGGCUCCUCAUCUGGAGACCAAACCCUGAGUCUCCUACGGUGUUCUUCGUGAUUUCCGGAUUGUGGGGAGUUGGUGAUGCCGUUUGGCAGACUCAAGUUAACGGGUUGUACGGCGUGCUGUUUAGGCGCAACAAAGAAGCUGCUUUCUCCAACUACAGGCUGUGGGAGAGCGCCGGCUUCGUGGUUGCCUACGCCUACUCCACCCACCUCUGUGCCAGAAUGAAGCUCUACGUGCUGAUGGUCGCUCUGCUCCUCGGAGUCAUAGGGUACAUCAUCGUUGAGAUAUUGCACAAGAGAAAGGCCCUCCGUCUAAAAGCAAUUGCCGAGAACCCGAUAGAAGCGGCCGAAGCCGCCAAGCAGCCACCAGAAGAGGAUGACGAGAAGGACGAUAUUGAUGAUGACCUGAUCAUCACGCAUCUGUAAGCAUCGAGCGGACGACAAUCCAGCGCUUUUAAAGCGCCAAAAAUUUGCCAUACCCACUUUUUAGGUACAAAAUCUCGAGUUGUUAACUCGAAUUUAAUCUAUUUAGGCCCAAUUAUUCAAUCGCCAAUUGACGCAUUGUCAGGUUUUGUUACAAAUCUGUCAAAAAGGCGCUAGUUUGAUCAAGUAUCGUUAUGAUGCAUGAAAAGUGACGUCUCACGCGCCAUUUUAACUUUAUGUGUCAAAUCUCAUGUCAAAAGUACGAUUUUAGUUCUUAUUUUCAUCAACUAUUGUGAAAAUGUAAUACGUUUACAUAGACUUGUCCAGUGAUAUUAUACCAUAGAUAUGGUAUAUGGUCAUAUUACCAGCGAUAUCUUCAUCGCCGAUAUUGGAUUUUAUACUUCAAGGAGUAUAAAAUCCACUCUCGCCGAUGAUUAAGACAAAACGCACGAGAAUAGGUGAGAUACCUUAUACCUAACUAUCAAGGAACGUGACCCAAAGGCUACGAUGUAAUUUAUACUCCAUUUUAGACACGUACCUAAAUUAAAGGAACAUAUAUUAUUUUUCACAUAUAUAAUAUCAUUGGUCUUAUGACUAUAAAGAUUGUAUACCUACAACCAAAUAAACACAAUAUCAAAAAAAAAACGUCAGUUAGCCUACGUUCAUAC
Molecule: messenger RNA, 2637 nt
Organism: Maniola jurtina (meadow brown)
Lineage: Eukaryota; Metazoa; Arthropoda; Insecta; Lepidoptera; Nymphalidae
Product: UNC93-like protein
Exons: 8
Coding region: 329-1972 (547 amino acids)
Biological process (GO): regulation of muscle contraction; regulation of potassium ion transport
Cellular component (GO): plasma membrane; striated muscle dense body
Molecular function (GO): potassium channel regulator activity
Source: RefSeq, a predicted model, not a curated record